CUAGACUGGACUAGCCCAUUACAGCACAAGUAAGCUCACUUUUUGAGGAUACCACUAAGCCGCAUUUGGGAAGUAUUUCAUCCGCUUUUGUGUUGUUUUUCGUCACGCUACAUUACGCUUUAAUGUUUACGUCUACUAUCUUGCCAUUCGACCUGACCCAGUUCGCAAACCCACCCGAUCAUAGCAUAUACAGAAAGAUGGCGCGGGUGAACGCUGGGCUCACUACGCUCAUAGUCACUUCAGUGGGACUGUUGCUAUUUAUGAACUCAUUUUACAGAAGUAAUGAUACAAACGUGGAUUUAAACCAACUUUCGGACUCAGUGGUGGACAAAUUGUACAACAGGCUGAAGAAUGACCCGUCCCUGCACUCACGAGACCUGAAGCAAACUGAGGCCAGGCUACCUGCACCCGAACCCAGCAGACGAGGCUUCUCAAUCACGGAGUGGUGGCAGGCUAGCGCGAUACUCAAAUGGGACUGGGAGAAACCCUACGAGUACACGUGCAAGAAUGUGUCUACAGCUGGAAACUGGUACAUGUGUCAAGACAAGCCAUUCACGAUCGCCAAACCCUGUUUGGUGUAUUCCUUUGGGAUCUACAGAAACUGGGACUUUGACAACCACAUGCGCAGCAUGGGAUGCGAGGUCCACUCCUUUGACCCCAGCAUAAAGAGCGAGGACCAUGUCAAGGAAAAUGGUGUUGUGUUUCACAAAAUCGGGCUAGCAGGUUUUGACGAUGACAAAUUUGAAGCGAGGAGGGAUUUUUAUGUGAGACAUAAGCAAUACUGGAAGAUGAGGAGACUGUCGACUAUCAAGAAGGAGUUGGGCCAUGAAGAGAGAUCACUGGACAUCUUGAAGAUGGACGUGGAAGGCCACGAGUGGUUGGUUCUGAAGGAUCUCCUUGAGACCGGCAUGUUGACCACGGUCAAGCAGUUCCUCAUCGAGUGGCAUCUCUUUACAGACUUCCCCAAAAGGGCUGACUACAUCGGCUUCCUGAAGGCCUAUGACGCCAUGAAGAAACUAGGGAUGGUUACAUUUAAACAUCAGUUUCACCAUCGUAUAUUCGACGAGUCUAAGUUGAGACUUCAAGCUGAUGCUGGGUAUGUUAAUACAUUGUUCGACCAAGGACAAUGAUAUGUUUUACUUCUAUCAUAGAAUAAUUUGAAUAUGUACAUAUUACAUUACAUCAGGCCAAGGCUUAAAAAGAAUUUCUGUCGGUAUUUGUGUUCAUGUCUGGAUGGUAAUUACGUUUUCAGAGCUAUGUAUUGUAUCAUGACAAAGUCCUACAUCCUCAUUUUCAUCUUCGCUGUGUACCCCGAUGCAAUUUUACAGCAAAAUGUCUGAUACAAGGUUCUAAAUGAUAUGCAUUUGCUGCUAUGACCUUAAACCUUACACAUGGUCGUUAUUUUAACAAGAUUUGAAUGUGAGUUGAAUAUUCUCACCUAAACAACGUAUUGUAUUAUAUAAAUGCAACAAAAAGAAUCGUUGAAAAUAUGUCACUGACGUAGAUGGAAGUAUAUCAUGGAAUGAAGGCACAGUAUCCGUCCCCAUCAAGAACGCUCCGGCUCCUGUCUCGGAGUUUGAGGUAUUUCGUUUGAAAAAUCUUAAACUAUUUCUACCCCGUCGAUUUAACACGUAUUUAUUGACCAAGAACAUGCGGUAAAUCAAAUUUACCGGCAAUAAAGGCUUUUGAAUAGCUGGUUUCUCGACGGGAAAUAGUAUCAUCGUAAACAAGCUGUUGUUGCAGUGGCCCAUCAUUUCCAAGUUAAUGCAAAUUACUGUUUUUUUGUUUAUACAUAUUUUUUAUUUCGCUCAUUAUGUCAGAUAUAAAUAUCAGUAUUGUAUCAUGUGAUAUUGAAUUCAUUGAAUUGGAUACACUGUUCUGUGGCCCUCAACAACAACAACAACAACAACAAAACAACGUUUAUUUCGCUUCUAGGUCAUAACUAUGAGAUAUUGAAGGUACCAGCGAAGAUAUAUUAUUUGCCCCUUAUAUAUGUAUGGUAAUUAAGGUGGAGAUUUAAUUCACAAAGUUAUAUUUAAUUGACAAAAAAGCAUAACUCAUGCACAGCCCCUGUCAGGUUUUUUUGGUGGUCAUCGAUCACUGGAUGCCAAUACUGUUUGUCACCUUCACAAUUACAUUUACGUAAUAUUUAGUAAUUUAUAUUUAAUUUACCAAAUAAAAAAAUAGUUUUAUAAACAAAUGAAAAAAUGAGUUUAUUCAUAUGUUAAAUAUACACUUCCUACAGGCCGUUCAGAGGCACGUUUAUAUUGUAUAGUUUUUUCUCAAAGUAUUUACUUCGUGUACAUGUCUUCGUAUUGAUAUUUUUGUGCAAUAAAUGGUUGGUUUCUUACAA
Messenger RNA from Haliotis rufescens (red abalone), 2353 nucleotides. Its product is annotated as probable methyltransferase-like protein 24. The record is from RefSeq and is a predicted model, not a curated record. The transcript is spliced from 6 exons. Lineage: Eukaryota; Metazoa; Mollusca; Gastropoda; Lepetellida; Haliotidae. Bases 123 to 1130 code for a protein of 335 amino acids.